Molecule: messenger RNA, 837 nt
Organism: Physcomitrium patens
Lineage: Eukaryota; Viridiplantae; Streptophyta; Bryopsida; Funariales; Funariaceae
Product: polyamine oxidase 6
Biological process (GO): polyamine catabolic process
Molecular function (GO): oxidoreductase activity
Source: RefSeq, a predicted model, not a curated record
AUGCGGCUCUCUCCCUGGAGCAUCCCGUCUUGUGCAUGCAAGAAAUCAUCCCGUAAACUUCGGAUUUGCCGCAAAGCAUUCAAGGCAGCGUACAGGGAAAAGUUGAAUGCACUGGUGAUUUUCAAACCCCCAAACACUCCAGUAGAGAUUGUGUUAGACUACUAUGACAACGACUAUGAAAUCGCCGAACCUCCGAGAGUGACGAGUUUGAAGAACACACAGCCUCUUCCUACAAUUACCAAUUUUGGAGAAAGUUUUCAAUUUGUUCAUGAGUCCCGCAGAUUUAAAUCCAUAGUCCAUCAUUUGGCUAAAGCGUACCUUGCGAGCGAUAAUGAGACAAUCACCGAUCCACGCCUCAAGUUAAAUAAGGUUGUUUGCGAGGUGGAGUAUACCAAAAAAGGAGUAAAAGUGACGACGGAAAACGGUGAAGUGUACACUUCCGAUUAUGUCAUUGUGUCUGUUAGCCUGGGCGUGCUCCAGAGCAAACUGAUUGAUUUCGUGCCUGAUUUUCCGUUUUGGAAGCUCAAAGCUAUCUACACAUCCAACAUAGCAAACUUGGACAACGAAUUUCCAGGGAAGAAUAUUCUCAUGGUGACUGUUGCAGACGAAGAGACCCGCCGCAUUGAGCAACAGGAGGACAGUGAAACACUACACGAGAUCAUUGUUGUGCUGCGCAACAUGUUCGGGUCCAAGGUCCCUGAAGCCGAGAGCAUCUACCUGCCAAGAUGGUUGGCUGAUCCCUUCUUCAAAGACACCUUCUCCAACUGGUCCAUCAGGGUGGAAUCCAACAUCUUCAAGCAACUUCAAGUAAGCCAUUACCGUUCAAGGAACCUUUGA